Messenger RNA from Sesamum indicum (sesame), 1330 nucleotides. RefSeq names its product Ribosomal protein S18. NCBI's taxonomy places the organism in Eukaryota, Viridiplantae, Streptophyta, Magnoliopsida, Lamiales, Pedaliaceae. Gene Ontology annotation, molecular function: small ribosomal subunit rRNA binding; structural constituent of ribosome. Gene Ontology annotation, biological process: translation. Gene Ontology annotation, cellular component: ribosome; mitochondrial small ribosomal subunit. The record is from RefSeq and is a predicted model, not a curated record.
AACCCUUCGCUGUUCAACUUCAGCUCAGCUGCUGAAAUGAACGAAUUUUCACCCAACCCUUGAACCUCUCCCUUCUCCUCUUCCUCUUCCUCGUUCAUCAUUUUGAGCUACUUUUGAUUUGUAUCUUUUGCUAUCUGCUGAAAAUGAAACUUUUUGGAAGUGCACUGUGGCGUUCAAACGCCACUUUGUCCCGUCAAUUUCAAAGCCCUCAUGUAAUCCGGGCUUUUUCGACAAGCCCGUUUUCAGGUACUGAUGAUGGGCAGAACAUGAAUUCAUCUGAGUCCAUUGAUGAUUUUGAGCAGCGUAUUUUUAGUGAUGGGAAUCGUCCUAGUUUGAGUUCCUUCUACCAAAAGCUUGACAGAGCUGAGAAGGCACAUGAUCGAUCUGGGACGGGAUUUUCGUUUACCAUGGGAAACAGAUCUGAUUUGAUGGAUGGUUUAGAUGAGAAUUACAAUACUUUAGCUGAUGGAAUGGAUUAUAAAUUAAAGAAAGCUGCCACCUACUUUGAGUUUGAUCCUGAUGAAGUAGCUAAAGAAGAUUAUGCUUUCAGGCCAGAUGUUAAUUUCUUGAGUGGGAUGAAUUAUGAUACCAAGGAUCUUGACCUGAGAAAGCCUGGAGUACAUAAGCCUGUCAGAAGGAACGAGUUUGAAACAACAACAGAGGAAGUAUUACUGAAAGCCGAUUUCAGGAAUGUGAGAUUUCUCGCAAACUUCAUCACUGAGGCUGGCAUCAUCAUCAAGAGGAGCAAGACUGGAAUCAGCGCCAAGGCCCAGAGGAAGGUUGCUCGUGAGAUCAAGACUGCCCGAGCAUUUGGGUUAAUGCCUUUCACCACAAUGGGGACCAAACAAUUUAUUUACGGAACAACAAUGGAAGAUGAGGAUCGUGAUUUUGAAUACCAGACCUAUGAUCAUAGUUUUGUUAAUGACGCCAGAGGCCAUACCACGGAAAUCUAAACCCUUGCCCUGCUUGCUUUUGUUGAAUCCAUGUUCAAAGAACGCAUUUCCCCCAACGGCCAUGACUUGAGGUAGAAAAGGUUCGGUAUAUUAGUUUACAGUAUGUUGCUCCUGGGGAUCCCAGUGUGAAGCUUGUAUUAGAAAUUUCUCUGGGAUUGUAAGACUCAGUUUUGAUGGGCUGCCUGGUUAAACUAACAUUUUAUUUUGUUCCGAUUAUUGUUGUAAUUUUCCAGUUUAUUUUUUGCAAAUAAAACCAAACUGCAACAUGAUUAAGUGAGAGUGUGAAGAGUUGAAUAUGGCAAGGCAGGCAAUUUUGGCCAUGUACAUAAGAAUAUUCUUUGUCCCUAAUUCCUCUUGUUCCUUGAGAACUUGAAUCA